AUGGGCUCUACGACUGCUGUACUGCCCGUUGGCAACGCCGAUGGGUCGCUAACGCUGACAAAGCACACAGCGACUGAAAAAGAGAGUCGGACGCUGGCGCUGGAAGACGCGUUCCUGCGGCUGAAACGCUUGCAACGUCACUACGAACUGCUCUGUAUCCAAGAGGAGUACGUGAAAGACGAGCUUCGCCAUCUUCAACGAGAGUUCGUGCACGCCCAGGAGGAGGUUAGACGAAUUCAGUCGGUUCCACUUGUUCUGGGAAGUUUUCUGGAAGCUAUCGAUGAGCACUACGUCAUAGUGAGCAGUACAACUGGAGCAAACUCGUACGUGCGGUGUCUGUCCACCGUUAAUCGUGAACUCCUCAAACCGAACGCUACGGUUGCUUUACAUCGCCACUCUAAUGCACUGGUAGAUACACUGCCGCCCGAGUCGGACUCGAGCAUUGCAAUACUAGAGCAGAGCGAAAAGCCCGAUGUCACCUAUGCUGAUAUUGGCGGCCUCGAUACCCAGAAACAAGAGAUUCGUGAGGCAGUUGAGCUCCCUCUAACAAACCCGGAGCUCUUUCUAUCCAUCGGCAUUGAUCCGCCGCGCGGUGUCUUGCUCUACGGACCACCGGGUACCGGCAAGACGCUACUGGCGAAAGCAGUUGCGCAUCAUACAACCGCCGCCUUCAUUCGUGUGCAAGCCUCGCAACUUGUGCAGAAAUACCUCGGCGAGGGCCCACGCAUGGUUCGUGACAUAUUUCGUCUUGCCCGCGAAAACCAGCCGGCUAUUGUGUUUAUCGAUGAGAUCGACGCGGUAGCAACCAAGCGCUUUGAUGCGCAAACCGGGGCCGAUCGUGAAGUGCAGCGCAUUCUCAUGGAGCUUCUUCAGUGCAUGGACGGAUUCGAUCAACAAGAUAAUGUGAAAGUGAUCAUGGCUACGAAUCGGGCCGAUACGCUAGAUCCAGCGUUGUUGCGCCCAGGGCGCUUGGAUCGCAAGAUUGAAUUUCCGGUGCCAGACCGCCGCCAGAAGCGCCAAAUAUUUCAGGUCAUCACGGGGAAAAUGAACCUCGCCGAAGACGUCGACCUUGAGGAGUUCGUGUCGCGACCAGAUCAUCUAUCCGGUGCUGCUAUUGCUGCGAUCUGUCAACAGGCGGGCAUGUUGGCUGUGCGCAACAAUCGAUAUGUGGUGCUCCACAAGGAUUUCGAUAUCGCCUACAAGGAGAAUGUCGGUAAGGACGAAACCGAGUUCGCAUUUUAUCGCUGA
Cyanidioschyzon merolae strain 10D is the source of this 1248-nucleotide messenger RNA. Its product is annotated as 26S proteasome ATP-dependent regulatory subunit. Gene Ontology annotation, biological process: proteasome-mediated ubiquitin-dependent protein catabolic process. The transcript has a single exon. Bases 1 to 1248 code for a protein of 415 amino acids. The record is from RefSeq and is a predicted model, not a curated record. NCBI's taxonomy places the organism in Eukaryota, Rhodophyta, Bangiophyceae, Cyanidiales, Cyanidiaceae. Gene Ontology annotation, molecular function: ATP hydrolysis activity; ATP binding; proteasome-activating activity. Gene Ontology annotation, cellular component: proteasome regulatory particle, base subcomplex.